Messenger RNA from Suillus discolor, 447 nucleotides. RefSeq lists its product as uncharacterized. The coding region runs from base 92 to 415 and encodes 107 amino acids. The record is from RefSeq and is a predicted model, not a curated record. The transcript has 3 exons. Lineage: Eukaryota; Fungi; Basidiomycota; Agaricomycetes; Boletales; Suillaceae.
GGCACCGGUUUGUGGAUCUGAUAGCCGCCAGAGAUGAAUAUGGUUGUCACUAGAUGCGGAUGCGACGAGUGUGCCAGCAGGACUCGGAUGAAUGGCAAUAGCAUUGAUUCGGUUAGUGUGGCCCGUCCAGGGAUCACCGACCUUCUCCGAGGUUUUUGUACCCCAUUCACGUAUGGUAGGAUCCUCGUAUAUUAUAAGGACGUUGUGGCAUCAUUGUUGGUUGCUAGAUGGACUCCACAGAACAGCUCAUGAUACACCCUGUGCUCUCAGCCACUCUUUGUAUUUCAGUGAUUCAACGACCCAUCCAUCUGUGAGCCGGAAUCGGCAUAAGCUUCGUCUCGUAAAUUCCGCAGCCACGAGGAUGAGUAUCAGUAGGCUUAGUACCUGUGUAAAUCACGGUUUGUUGCAGCAGUGAUCCCACCAGUAGUAGUUACUACUACUAUUAGC